Messenger RNA from Bombyx mandarina (wild silkworm), 435 nucleotides. RefSeq names its product immediate early response 3-interacting protein 1. Gene Ontology annotation, cellular component: COPII-coated ER to Golgi transport vesicle; Golgi membrane; endoplasmic reticulum membrane. NCBI's taxonomy places the organism in Eukaryota, Metazoa, Arthropoda, Insecta, Lepidoptera, Bombycidae. The record is from RefSeq and is a predicted model, not a curated record. Gene Ontology annotation, biological process: endoplasmic reticulum to Golgi vesicle-mediated transport.
UGGAUGUGUGUUUUUCAGCAAGUUAUCGUUAAGCUGUUGUAUCCUUAAUUAAUAUAGGUACUUAAUAUAUUUAAGGUAGUAACCACACUUGUUUUUACAUCAACUUGGUCAACUAAGAUCAUAAUCGGAAAGAAAUAUGCUCACUUUAUGGAAUUUAUUUGAAGCAACAUUGUUAUGUCUCAACGCAGUAUGUGUAUUACACGAAGAAAGAUUCAUGCAGAAAAUUGGCUGGGGAGCAAAUACCCAAACCCAGGGCUUUGAAGAUCAAUCUUCGAUGAAAUUCCAAAUUCUUAACUUGGUGAGGUCAAUUAGAACAGUUACAAAGAUUCCUCUCAUCAUACUCAAUAUCCUGACAAUAAUGUUCAAACUGUUACUGGGAUAAUGAACAUUGAUAUAGAAAUAUCAAUAGAAAAUAUAAAAAUCUUAAUAGUGUUA